UCAGCCAAGCAGGAUUCAAGAACUAACUUCUAAAGAAAAGCCCAAAGCCCAAAAGAUUGCGGGCUGCCAGAGCCUUUCACAAACUAAAAUUUUCUGUCGAAAGAAAAAACAAGUCAACGAAGAGCCUGAAACCAAAAAACCAUGGAAGAUGUCAACAACUCAAAGAUGGCCUCCUCAUAGAAAGCCUAAUCUUACGGCUCCAAAGCAGUUCCACUCAUCCAGUAAUUCAGGUGUUUUCAGGAAUUCUGUUAUCUCAAAUUCCAAUAACGAGAAUAUCAGCCUUCGAAUCGGUCACAUUUCAUGUAAACCUAUCGCACUUUAACCAUCCUCUCCUAAUCUACACCCCAAAUUUCCCCAUUAAAACCAUGUCGAGAUUCGAUCCGUAUGAGCACCUUGGUAUACGGCUCAACCCUGAUGGUACGGCCACUCGCCUCAGCCACUACCCCAACACCGAUGCCAACCCCGGGGUAAUUCCAGGUCUCCCCACUGUCUCCAAAGAUGUCACCGUCAACGGUGAAACAAAGGUCUGGGCACGCAUUUUCCUCCCCACCAAACUGCCCUCUAACGACAACACUGUGGCACGACUCCCCAUCCUGUUCUACUUCCACGGUGGCGGAUUCGCCUUCUACAGCGCCGCCAAUCUCUCAACUCAUCAACCUUGCUCAGCCCUUGCCAGCGAAGUGCCUGCCGUUAUUAUAGCAGUCAAUCAUCGCCUCGCCCCCGAGCACAGGCUUCCGGCACAGUAUGACGACGCCAUUGACACGAUCCUCUGGGUGAAGAAACAGGCUGUGGACCCAGAAGGAGAAAAAUGGCUGAGAGAUUAUGGAGAUUUUACAAGAUGUUACCUUGGUGGACGUGGCAGCGGUGGCAAUAUUGCGUUUCAUGCUGCUUUAAGAGCUCUGAAUUAUGACAUAAAGCCUUUGAAUAUCAUCGGCAUCUUUAUGAACCAACCAAUGUUUGGUGGGAAACAAAGAAUGCCAUCAGAGUUAAAAUAUGCGACGGAUCAGUUGAUACCAUUGCCUGCACUUGAUCUGUUGUGGGAGUUAGCAUUGCCUAAGGGAACUGAUCGUGACCAUCGAUUUUGUAAUCCAUUGGAGAAUGGACCGUACAAGAGUAAGGUCAGUUCGAUAGGAAGGUGUUUGGUGAUUGCGUUCAAUAUGGAUCCAAUGCUUGAUAGGUUACAAGCAUUUGUGGAAACGUUGGUGAAGCAAGGAGUUCAAGUUGAAGCACGGUUCGAUGUUGUGGGGUUCCAUGAUAUCGAUCUCGUGGAUACACAAAGAUCUCAGGCCCUUUUGAAUAUUAUUAAGGAAUUUAUCAUUUGAAAUUAGUAGUUGAAAUUUUCUGAUAUGUUUCUUCCUAUAUUGCGGAUUGAACUUCAAGCAAA
Durio zibethinus is the source of this 1384-nucleotide messenger RNA. RefSeq names its product putative carboxylesterase 9. NCBI's taxonomy places the organism in Eukaryota, Viridiplantae, Streptophyta, Magnoliopsida, Malvales, Malvaceae. Gene Ontology annotation, molecular function: hydrolase activity. The record is from RefSeq and is a predicted model, not a curated record.